This is a messenger RNA of Mobula hypostoma (lesser devil ray), 11357 nucleotides long. RefSeq names its product zinc finger protein 229-like. Bases 542 to 2338 code for a protein of 598 amino acids. Gene Ontology annotation, cellular component: nucleus. NCBI's taxonomy places the organism in Eukaryota, Metazoa, Chordata, Chondrichthyes, Myliobatiformes, Myliobatidae. The transcript has 3 exons. Gene Ontology annotation, biological process: regulation of transcription by RNA polymerase II. Gene Ontology annotation, molecular function: DNA-binding transcription factor activity, RNA polymerase II-specific; RNA polymerase II cis-regulatory region sequence-specific DNA binding. The record is from RefSeq and is a predicted model, not a curated record.
CAAAAGGCUCCUGAAGAAUUGGAUGCAGGUUACAAAUGAAUUUGUGAACGGGAAUCCCAAACACAACAACACGUCAGUUUUGCUGUCUCCAGAUACUUAAAGGGUGACCGGAUAUUUCUUUUGUGACACCAAUAUAUCAGUUGUUGAUCCUUGGAGAUGAAGAAUUGUCUCAUUCCAGCGGGAAACAUGUUUUGUGUCUGAAAUGAAAUUUUCUGUUCUAACACAGUGAAAUCCACUGGAACCAGGAAGCUGAGAACACACCAGCAUUUGUUCACUGGAGAUUAGUUUUGCAACUCAUUGUUUCUACAAGUGAUUAAUGACAUGUGAUAUGUUGUUCUCUCAGUGUGAAUAAGGAUUUUAUCACUCAGCCAACCCAGAGACACACCAGUGAAUUCACAGUGUGAGGCUCAGUGUAUGAGACAGGAUACAGACAGUCAUCCAGCCUGAAGAUACGUCAGAAAAUUCACAGCAGUGAGAGUCUGUUCACUUGUUGCAUGUGUGGGAAGAGAUUCACUCAUUCAGCCCACCUGCAAACACGCUGAUGAGUCAGUCAGUUCACACUGGGGAGAGACCAUUCACCUGCACAGACUGUGGGAAGGGGUUUACUCGGUCAUCCAGUUUACACAGACACCGGGAAGUUCACACUCGGGAGUGGUCAUUUACCUGCUCAGACUGUGGGAAGGGAUUCACUCAAUUAUCGAACCUCCUAGCACACCAGCGAAUUCACACUGGAGAGAGACCAUUCACCUGCUCAGAUUGUGGGAAGGGCUUUACUUGGUCAUCCAGUUUACGAAGACACCAGAAAGUUCACUCUGGCGAGAGGCAGUUCACCUGUUCAGUUUGUGGGAAAGGAUUCAUUGGAUCAUCUGACCUACUGGCACACCAGUCAGUUCACACUGGGGAGUGCCCGUUCACCUGCUCAGAUUGUGGGGAGGGAUUCAUUCUUUCAUCUCGUCUGAAGGAACAUCAGCGAGUUCACACUAGAGAGAAGCCAUUCACCUGCCUAGACUGUGGGAAGAAAUUCAGACACUCAUCCAGUCUAAGGAAACAUCAGCGAGUUCACACUGGAGAGAGGCCUUUCACCUGCUCUGAAUGUGGGAAGGGAUUCACAGACUCAUCCAAGGUACAGAGACACCAGCUGGUUCACACUGGGGAGAGGCCGUUCACCUGCUCUGAAUGUGGGAAGGGGUUCACAGACUCAUCCAAGCUACGGAGACACUGGCUGGUUCACACUGGGGAGAAACCAUUCACUUGCUCAGACUGUGGGAAGGCAUUCACUCACUCAUUCCAACUGAAACUACACCAGCGAAUUCACACUGGGGAGAAACCGUUCACUUGCUCAGACUGUGGGAAGGCAUUCACUCGGUCAUCUCAACUGAAGGAACAUCAGCGAAUUCACACUGGGGAGAAACCAUUCACCUGCUCAGACUGUGGGAAGGCAUUCACUCGGUCAUCUCAACUGAAUGCACAUCAGCGAGUCCACACUGGGGAGAAACCGUUCAGCUGUUCUGAAUGUGGGAAGAGAUUCACUCGGUCAUCUGACUUGAAAAUACAUCAGCGAGUUCACACUGGGGAGAGGCCAUUUACUUGUUCAUACUGUGGGAAGGGAUUCAUUCGGUCAUCUGAACUGAAUGCACAUCAGCGCUUUCAUACUGGGGAGAAACCGUUCAUCUGCUCAGACUGUGGGAAAAGAUUCACUUUGUCGUCUCAUCUACUGACACAUCAGUUAGUUCACACUGGAGAGAAACCAUUCAUCUGCUCAGACUGUGGGAAGGAUUUCACUCGGUCAUCUGGCUUAAAAGUACAUCAGCGAGUUCACACUGGGGAGAAACCAUUCGCCUGCUCAGACUGUGGGAAGGAGUUCACUCGGUCAUCUGACUUGAAAGUACAUCAACGAGUUCACACUGUGGAGAAGCUGUUCGCCUGCUCUGUAUGUGGGAAGGGAUUCACAGACUCAUCCAAGCUACAGAGGCACCGGCGAGUUCAUACUGGGGAGAGGCCGUUUACCUGCUCUGAAUGUGGGAAGGGAUUCACUCAGUCAUUCAACCUUUUGUCGCACCAGCGAAUUCACACUGGGGAGAGGCCGUUCACCUGCUCAGAAUGUGGGAAGACAUUCGCUCACUCAUCUACCCUACAGAGACAUGAACGAGUUCACACUGGGGAGAGGCCAUUCACCUGCUCUGAAUGUGGGAAGGGAUUCAUUCAGUCAUCCACGCUACAAAAGCACCAGUUAGUUCACAUUGGGGAGAAACCAUUCACCUCAGAUUGUGGGAAGAGAUUCACUCAGUCAUCUGACUUGAAACUACAUGAGCAAGUUCACACUAGAGAUAGACCAUAGAUAUAGGAGCAGAAUGAGGCCUUGUAACCCAUUGAGUCUGUUCCAUCAUUUCAUCAUGGCUGAUCCAAUUUUCCUCUCAGCCCCAGUCUUCUGUCUUGUCCCUGUAUCCCUUCAAACCCUGAACAAUCAAGAAUUUGUCUUUAAUAUACAUAAAGAAUUGGCCUUCACAGCUGCGUGUGGCAAAGAAUUCCACAGAUUCACAACUCUCUGUCCAAAGAAAUUCCUCCUUAUCUCCAUUCUAAAAGGACACACCUCUAUUCUGAUGCUCUGUCCUCUGGUCUUAGACUCUUCCGCCACAGGAAAUAUCCUUUCCACAUCCACUAAAGGCCUUCCACCAUUCGAUAGAUUUCAAUGAGAUCACCCCUCAUUCUUCUGAGUUCUAGUGAAUACAGGCUCAGAGCCAUCAAACGCUCUUCGUAUGACAAGCCAUUAAGUCCUGGAAUCAUUUUUGUGAACCUCUUUUGAACCCUCUCCAGUUUCAGCACAUCCUUUCUAAAAUAACCUGCACACAAUACUCUUAAGUGAGGCCUCACCGGUGCUUUAUACAUUCCAACAUUUCAUCCUUGUUUUUAAUAGACCUCUUGAAAUGAAUGCUAACAUUGCAUUUGCCUUCCUCACCAUGGGCUCAGCCUGCCAAUUAACCUUUAGGGAAUCCUGCAUAUGGACUCCCCAAGUCCCUUUGCUCCUCAGAUUUUUGUACUUCUCUCCAUUUAGAAAAAAGUCAACCUUUUCAUUUCUUCUACCAAAGUGCAUGAGCAUAUGCUUCCUGACACUGUAUUCCAUCUGCCAUUUCUUUGCCCAUUCUUCUAAUCUGUCUAAGUCCUUCUGUAGCCUCUGUACUUCCUCAAAACUACGUGUCUUCAUAUCAUCUGCAAACUUUGCAACAAAGCUAUCAAUUCCAUUAUCCAAGUCAUUGACAUAUAACAUAAAAAGAAUCAGUCCCAACACAGACUCCUGUGGAACACCACCAGUCACUGGCAACCAACCAGGAAAGGCUUCUUUCAUUCCCACUCUUUGCCUCCUGCCAAUCAGCCACUGCUUUAUCCACGCCAGAAUCUCUCCUGUAAUACCAUGGGCUCAUAGCUUGUUAAGCAGCCUCAGUUGUGGCACCUUGUCAAAGGCCUUCUGAAAAUCCAAGUACACAACAUCAACCAAUUCUCCUUUACCUAUCUUGCUUGUUACUUUUUCAAAGAAUUCCAACAGAUUUGUCAGGCAAGAUUUUCCCUUGAGGAAAAUGGCCUAUGGUCGAGUAUUAAAGGCAGCAGCUCAUGUAGUUUUUUGUUGGAGGUUUGAGCAGUGUCCACUCAGCAUUUGGGAUCGACUAGCAAGAAGAACUUAAAGUUAGGCAGGAGCAAGUGGGGCAGCCAGUGUCAGAGUGAACAGAGUCGGGGUGGAGAUUUUGAGGUGUUAGCUCUUCGAAGUUUCAGUGAGGAGAGCAUUCAAAGGUACAUUUAAUGUCAGAGAAAUGUGUAAAGUAUGCAUCCUGAAAUUCUUUUUCUUCGCAGCCAUCCACGAAAACAGAGGAGUGCCCCAAAGAAUGAAUGACAGUUAAAUGUUAGAACCCCAAAGCCCCCCCCACAGCUCCCCCCUCCCGAGUGUAAGCUGAAGCAAAGCAACGCAACGACCUCUCCCCCUCCCUUACCAGCAAAAAAAAGCAUCGGUGCCCCCCAUGAGCACUCAAACAUGCAGCAAAGCAUUAAUAAAGACACAGACUUGCAGUACCCCAAAGGCUACUCAUUCACCCAGUAAUUCGACAUAGUUUCUCUCUCUCUCUCUCACUCACUCACUCACUCACACACACACACACACACACACACACACACACACACACACACACACACAAGAGGUGUCCCUGUUUCACAGCGAGAGGGGAGACAUAACAAACAACUCACUGAUUUAUGAUGUUAAAAGUCUGUUGCGUCGCUUUUUCCAAGCUCUGUGCCCAAAGAAUUCGGGCCUCUGGGCACACAACCAGCAGCCAGUUUGCUGCUUUCGAUCUUCUGGGUACUCCCAUCACAUACCAGAUUCCUGCAGAGACACUGACCUUGAGUCCGCCUGCCUCCAGAGCCACGAAAUCCCGAAACCUUGAAGGCGCGCUAGUCUUCUAGGCCACAUCCUUGGUACAUCGAAUAAUGGCCAGUCGUGAGACCCCGAGAGCGGGUCCCAUUCCCACAAAGAACUGAAAUCAGCAUAUAACUCCAGGUUAGGGUCUUCAAAAGAAAGUUGAAAGGGAAAAAUAGAGAUAGUAAAGAUAGAAAUGGAGCUGUUUCUGAAGAAUCAAGCAAAGGAAUUGCCGUUAGGCACCAUCGUCUCCUAAGCUCCACCCUGCAAUCAGUUAGAGAAGGUAUAAUUAAGCUGAAGAUAGAGAUUUUUUUGUCCCCUUCUUUACAGUUGCUCAGUGAGAACAGUAGGGGUGACUCCUGUGGGAUGUGGAAAGGAGGAGACACCUUCAGUGUCCCUGAUGACUACACCUGCGAGAAGUAGAUCCAGUUGUAGCUUCAACAAUCUGCGUAAAGGAGUUGAAGCUGGAACUGAAUGAACGGAUCAUUCAGGAAGCUUCUGGGGUGAUAGAUAUGACAUAUAGAGAGGUAGUUGCACACAGGAAACUGGGUGACAGAAAAAGGAAAGGUGUUAAACAGCCAUUGAAGAGUACCCCUGUGGUCAUCCCCCUCAGCAACUGGUAUCUCACUUGUUGGAGUGGGGAUGACCUAGUAGAGGAAUGUCAUAGCCAUUGGAUGUCUGGCUCUAUGAGUCUGGCGGGUGGGGCGGGGGAGAGAGUUGACCUGUUUUGAUAAGUGAUGCAUUAGUUAAGGAAACAGUCUAGAUAUUCUGUGGGUGACAACGCUAUUUCAGAAUGGUAUGUUGCCUCCGGUGUGCUAGGGUCCAGGACAUCACUGGUAGAGUGUCCAGCAUUCUUAAGGAAGGUGAACACCGAAGGACAUGGUCCAUGUGGAUGCCAAUGAUAUGGGCAGGUAGAGUAAUGAGGUUCUGCUCAGGGAGUGAGAUGCUAAAGUAAAGGACAGCACAUCCAGGGCUGUGAUCUCGAUUACUACCUGUGCCACGUACCGGUAACAUGAAGGUUAUACAAUUUAACACGUGGCUAAGGAGUUGGUGCAGGAGGGAGGGUGUAAGAUUUUUAAAUAAUUUGAGCUGGCGAAGAUUGUGUGUGCAGGAGGGUGACUGUGUUGGGGCAGAAGGGGCAUCGUUGAUGGAGGGUGGAGGGGAUUGACAGGUCUCUCACACACAACAAACACAUGCAGUUGUGGGUAUGGAGUGUAAGGUAGAUGGUGAAGUAGUAGGAGGGGAGUGUGAAGGGGAAUCUCCUUCAGAAAGUCCCAACACAUUUUGAUAAUAGAUUUAUUUUGAACUUAAACUGAAAUGUAUUUUUUGUAAAACGUACUCAAACGUACCCAAGAGUGGAAAACAAACCCAUCAGCUCCACUUCUCUGUGCUGGCCAAGAAUCCCCACCUGAGUCUAUCUCAUCUGUCUAUGCCUGACCUGUCUCCCUCUAAAGUUUCCUUUUUGUGUACCUGUCCCAGUGUCUUUUAUUUUCCUUCUCAACCUCAUUUUUCUGCCUUCUCCCCAUAACCUUUCACGUCCUUACACUGAUCAACCUCUUUUAAUAAACUUGAUAAAUUGGCCUCUGAGCCCAUCCAUGGCCGUGAAUUCCACAGAAUCACAACCAGCUGGCUAAAGAAAUUUCUCCUCAUCUCUCUAAAUGCAAGCUCUCUGGUAUUAGAUAUUUUGACCCAAAUAUACCAACUAUCAACUCUAUUAUGUUUCCCAUAAUCUUAUCCGCCUGAGCCUCCUCCACUUCAGACAAAACAACCCGAUUGUCUGAACUCUCCUUACGCAGUAGCUCAUGCCUCUGAACCAGAAAGCAUCCUGGUGAACCUCUUCUGCCCCCUCUCCAGUGUAUCCGUAUUAUAGUGGAGAAAAGGGAACGACAGAGGCAAAAGGGAGGAGCUGUCCACAGUUGACUGGAAUUACACACUAGCAGAAUAACAGAAUAGCAGCAAUGGGUGGAGUUUCUGGGUCCAAUGCAAAAGGCACAGGAUAGAUACAUCCCAAAGAUGAAGAAAUAUUCUAAAGGGAGGAUGAGGCAAUUGUGGCUGACAAAGGAAGUCAAAGACAGCAUAAAAACAAAAGGGAGGACAUAAAAUCUGGUAAAAAUUAGUGGGAAUCAAGCUUUACAAACCAACCGAUGCCAUCUAAAAAAAGCAGUAAAGAAAGAAAAGAUGAAAUAUGAAGGUAAGUGACAGUAAAAUAGAUCAUAAUAGGAGCAGAAAUUGGCUCUUUGUCCUAUUGAGUCUGCUCUGCAAUUUCACCAUCAUAAAUCCAUUUUUCCUCUCAACCUUAAUCUUCUGUAGUCUCUCUAUAUCCUUUCAUGCCCUGUCUGAAUGAGAAUCUAUCAACCUCUGUCUUAAAAAUAUACCCAAUGACUUGGCCUCCACAGCUACCUGUGGCAACGAAUUCCACAGAUUCCCCACUCUCUAACAAAAUAAAUUACUCCUCUUCUGAAAGGAUGCCCCCCUAUUCUAGACUCUGUCCUCUGGUCUUAAAUUCCAAUAGAUUUCCCAGGCAAGAUAUUUCCUUAAGCAAACCAUGCCGACUAUGGCUUAUUUUAUCCUGUGCCUCCAAGUACCCCAAGGCACGAAUUGAAACAAACCCUGACUGGUCAAAGCAAAAUUGUAAAUGAAACAGCACUGAAGAUUUGUUCUCUUCUGGAGUGAUUGUAUUCCUGGCCCCCGAAGGGUGGAGGAGAUGCAGCAAACCAAAAAUAAACUGGCGCUGUACUGCAAAGGCACACAUGAAGACGCUGAACCUCACGUGGAGCACAAUAGAGGAGAUGGCCAAGGAAAGAAAGAGAUGGAGGUCUUCAUAGCUAUCCAAAAACACCAGCAGUGUAAGGGUCUAUAAGUAAGUGGUGCAUUAUUGAUUAAUAAUCGUGCAAAGCUGACAAGUAGAAGGCAGCAGAAUGGGGUUCAGAGGGAAAGUCCAUUAGCCACGAUUGAAUGGUGGGGAAGACAGAAGGCAGUGGAGGCCAAUUCUCUGGAUUUUUUCAAAAAAGAGUUAGAUAGAGCUCUUAAAGAUAGCGGAGUGAAGCGAUAUGGGGAGAAGGCAGGAAAAGGGUACUGAUUGUGGAUGAUCAGCCAUGAUCACAGUGAAUGGUGGUGCUGGCUCAAAGGGUUGAAUGACCUACUCCUGCACCUAUUGUCUAUAAGACUGAAUGGAUAUUUCUGGUCCUGUGACUAAUGGUACAGCAGUGAGAUAGCAAAGAGGUGGGGAGUAAGGUGUGGGUGCAGGUAAGAGAUGGUGUCCAGGGAGGAGGUGGUUGGUAUCAAACACCUUUCUGCUACGUCUUAUAACAAACAAUUAACCCAAGAGUGCAUCAAUCAUAAGAGUGUUUGCUUGCAGCAAGGGAAGACUAGCACUGCACAAGACCUGGUAUUAGCUUUGGAAAAGAAAACAUAGUACUCCUAGUCACUCCCUCAGAUACAAGUUCAAAGACAGUGCAUUCUGUUAGUCUACUGAACCAGUGUAUUUAGCACUCUUCCAGUAAAGUACACAGGUUCUAUUAGCAUAAUGUUACACUAGCAUUAUUAGCAAAGCAGUCUGAUACAAUAAGCGUUCCAUUUUGUUGCAGACAAAAAUUCCAUUUCGAUACUAUAAGUGCAGUAACAUUUUCACUGUGGUGAAACAUCCCUACACCCCUUGCCCUCUGUGAAAACCCUUCCAACUCCUACACCACUCCCUUUUUCUGUAAACCCCUCCACAACACCUGCAUACGUGCGCAUGCAUAAGGGUCACAGUUCCUGAAAAUCGCGCAUGUGCUCAAUAAACAUAAAGACCUUGCCGAAAUAGCAGCAGGUGGGAGCAAGGAUUUCAUCGGCACCAGCAUCUGAACCGCAGCUGAGGGACAAUUACUGUGAGCUCCAAACACACAGUGGCUCUGCACCCCGGGACAGUCCCGCUCCUUUCCCUCUCUCAGCUGCUUGAUCUGUACAUGGGCUCUUGGGAGCUUUUUGCUGAUGAUGUCGCCAUUUCUGUAACGCACGUGCAUUGAUGUGAACAGAGCGGAUAAAAGGGGCCUCUUGCAUUUUGUGUGUGUUGCCUGGAUUUCCAGCAUCUGCAGAAUUUCUUUCUUUUCAAAUAUUAUUAUUAUUAUCCAAAAUUAACAAGAGUACAUCGAAGCAGACAACACUUACAUUAUCUCAAGGAAAAAAAAAACAUUGUUUUAAAGAUUGAAAACAUUUUGAUGUAAAAAAAAGAAAAAAAAAUCCCUACUAAAAUAAAGUGAGAAAAAAACCCAUUAGGUGUUCAACCCCAGAGCCGUGCAUCAUACAAAAAGCUUCUAAAGAUAAACAUCAAACCGCCAGCAAGAAAAAAAAUGUAACAAAAAUUUACAAUUAGAUCGUGGAGGAAAUCUAUCAAUUAACUCAAAUGAUAGUAACGAGCAAAUGAACCCCAUCUUUUCUCAAAAUCAAACAUAGGUUCAAAGGUUUGACUCUUAAUUUUCUCCAAACUAAGCCAUAGCAUCACUUGAGAGAACCACUGUGACAAAAUGGGAGCCAGCGUAUCCCUCCACUUCAACAAAAUGGCCCUCCUAGCUAUCAAUGUAACAAAUGCAAUAACAUGUUGAUCAGGCAGAGAGAUACCACGGAUAUUUUGAGGAAUUAUUCCAAAAAGCACAGUUAAUUUGUUAGGUUGUAAAUUAAUUUUAAGUGCUUUAGAAAUUGUAGAAAGAACUGACUUCCAGAACUGUUCUGGUAUAGAACAAGACCAAAACAUGUGUGUCAGUGUAGCUGUCUCAGUUUUACAUCUAUCGCAAUCACUAUCAACAUUAGGAAACAUUUUAGACAAUCUCUCCUUCGUCAAAUGGUAAUGAUGUACAAUUUUAAAUUGAAUCAGUGAAUGACUUGCACAGAUUGAAGAAGAGUUAACCAACUUCAGAAUCCACGUCCAGUCCUCCAACAUAAAAGUCAAAUUAAGUUCCUUUUCCCAAUCUUGUUUAAUCUUAAAUAAAGGACGCUUAUCCCAUUGUAAUAGUAAAUUAUAAAUUCUUCCAAUUGAACCCUUCAUCAGAGGGUUCAUACUGGUAAUAGUAUCUAACAGGUUGACAUCCUAUAUGUAAGGAAAAUUACUUAAAUAUUUUUGUAAGAAAUGUCUAAUGAAGGUUUUGUAAAAAUGUGAGUAUGAAAGAGAAUAUUUAUCAACUAAUUGUUCAAAAUCAGUCUACCUUCUUUAAAUAAAUACAAAAAAGAAUUAAUACCUUUAUUUUUCCAAAGUAAAAAAAUUGGAUCACUCAAAGAAGGCUUAAAAAAGUAAUUUCAAUAAAUUAAACUACAAAGUUUAAUUUUUUUAAUUAAAAAAUUACAGAACUGGAGCCAAGUUUGUAAAGAAUGCUUAAUCACAUGGUAUAAAUUUAAAUUAGCAACAUUAGCUAAUUGUAUAGGUAAAGCAGCUCCCAAUAAUGAAGUUAAAUAAAACUGUUUCACAGCUUUCAAUUCCAAGUCUACCCAAACUGGCCGAUCAUUCAACUCAGUGUAACCAAAAGGAUAUAUGUCGCACAUUAACAGCCCAGUAAUGCAUUCUUAAAUUAGGCAAAGCAAGACCUCCAUCCUUUUUCAACUUUUGUAAGUGACAUUUAUUAAUACUUGAUCUUUAAUUAUUCCAAAUAAAAGAUAAAAUAAUAGAAUCAAUCCGAUCAAAAAACUUAGAAAAACAGAGAUAUUCUGAAAUAAAUAUAAAAUUUUUGGUAAAAUCAUAAUUUUGACUAUAUGGAUACGAUCAACAAGUGAAAAUUUAAGUGGGUUCCAUCUACUAAAUAAAUACUUCAUAUAAUCUACCAAGGGAACAAAAUCAGCUGUAUAAAGAUCCUUAUAUUUUUUGGUGAUUAUAACACCUAAAUAUCUAAAGGAAUCCGUGACUUUGAAAGGAGUAUUACAUAUAGAAACAGUUCACUUUACUUAAAUUUAUUUUAUAUCCUGAAAAAUCUCCAAAUUCAUUAAAUAAUUUUAGCAAAGCAGGAAUAAAUUCCUCGGGAUUGGAUAUAUAAACCAGUAAAUCGUCAGUGUAAAGAGAAAUCUUAUGAAUGGUCUCAUUCACAAAAACCCCAUAAAUAUCUUUAGCUUUAUGAAGAGCAAUAGCAGGGGGUUCUAAUACUAAAUUAAAUAACAAAGGACUUAAUGGACAACGUUGUCUUGUCUCCCAUGAAAGUUGAAAACAGGGGAUCUACAGUUAUUAGUAAUAACAGUAGCAAUAGGAGGUUUAUAUAUCAUUCUAAUCCAAUUAUUAAAAUUAACACCAAUGCCAAAUUUCUCUAAAACAUUAAAUAAAUAUUUCCAUUCAACCCGAUCGAAUGCUUUUUCAGCAUCCAAAGAGACGAUGCAUUGUGGAGUUUUAAAAGAGGAUGAAUAUAUAAUGUUAAAUAAUCUCUGAACAUUUCAAAAAGAAUAACGACCCUUUAUAAAGCCUGUUUGAUCUUUAAAAAUACUUUUACCCAAGAUAUUUUCCAAAUGAUUGGCCAUUAUCUUUGACAGAAUCUUCUCAUAUUCGAAAUAGGUCUAUAUGAGGCGCAAUCAGUAGGAUCUUCAUCCUUUUUAAAAUUAAAGAAAUAGAAGCCUCAUAAAAAGUGGAGGAUAAAUCACCUUUCACAAAAGAAUCCUUAAACAUUUCCAACAUAUACGGAGAAAGCAAUUUUCCAAAUUUUUUAUAAAAUUCUACAGGAUAGCCAUCAAGUUCAGGGACCUUACCAGAUUGUAUUGAAAAAAUAGCUUAAUGAAUUUUGGCUUAAGUAAUUUGGGCAUCAAGAGUUUUUUGAUCCCCAACAGAAAUUUUGGGGAAAAGCAAUCUUUCAUAAAAAAAAGCAUUCAUUUUGGAAGAAUCUACUGGACAUUGAGAUUUAUAAAGUUCAGUAGAAAUAUCUUAUUAAUUUCUUCAUAUUCCCAAGCCAGGGUACCAUCUUUCCUAUGGAUUUUCAAGAUUUGCCUUUCGGCUUUAGCCGUUUUUAAUUGA